Rhinolophus ferrumequinum (greater horseshoe bat) is the source of this 3956-nucleotide messenger RNA. RefSeq names its product G protein regulated inducer of neurite outgrowth 1 (gene GPRIN1). The record is from RefSeq and is a predicted model, not a curated record. Bases 415 to 3153 code for a protein of 912 amino acids. Gene Ontology annotation, biological process: neuron projection development. Gene Ontology annotation, cellular component: plasma membrane. Lineage: Eukaryota; Metazoa; Chordata; Mammalia; Chiroptera; Rhinolophidae. The transcript has 3 exons.
CCGAGGACAGCGGCGCCGAGUCCGCGGGUCCGCCCGCCAGCCCGGCCGGAGGCAGCCGAGGCCGCUCGGGCGGCGGCCGCGGGAGCCGGAGCGCAGCGCGUGGAGGAAACGGAGCGGCGGCACUGCCGGGUUGCCCAUGUGCACACCAAGCUGUUCUUGAACAGAAUGCAGGAACCAGGUCCUGCUCCCCAGGCUGGCCUACACUGGCGCAGACAUCCACGAGCUGUCUACAGGCCCUCUGCACACCAGAACCAGACAGCAGCCUGGAGCUGAAGCAUGGUCAUGAGGACAGUUGGGCUGUGCUGAAGACCCAGCUGGCUCCAGCUGUUUUGAAAGGACUCCAGCCCCCCAGGACCCCAGCCAACAGCCCUCUGCUGCCCACAGGAUGGGAGCCUGGGGGCUGGGAGCCUGGCCAUGAGGGACAACUGCCCCUCCCAGCUAAAGGCCAGCCCUGCACCCCCCAGGCAUACCCCUACCCAAAGCCCUGGCAUGGACUCCAGACACAGCAGCCCCAGUGGGGCUAGGGAAGGGGCCUCCUGCUCUGAGGGUCUUGGAGGGAGCUUGGCCUGCCCCUCCCUGACCUGCAUUCCUCCCCAAGAGGCAGCCACCAAGGAGACGGUUGGGGCACAUGGAGCCUCAAUCUCAGGGACCCCAGAAGUCACCUUCUCUGGGAAGCCAGAGCCUGUGUCCUCAGUGAAAACUGAUCCUUCGUCCUUAAAGAACAGAAAUCCUAUGUUCUUGGAGAAGGUGGACUCCAAGUCUUCAACGCAGGCAGACCCCACUUCCAUCAGAAAAGAAGAUGCUGGGUCCUUGAGAAAGGCAGAUCCCACGUUCAUAGGAAAGACAGAGCCUGCGAUCUUGGGAAAGGGGGAUCCUGUGGUUUCUGAAAGGAUGGAUCCUGGGACCCCAAGAAAGGAGGAUCCUGGAUUCUUGGGAAAGGUAGAUCCUGCAUGCUCCAGCAAGAUGAAUGCAGUGUCCCCAAGGAAGGAGGAUCCUGUAUCCUCAGCCAGAGUGGAUCCUGUGUGCCCAAGACAGGAGGAGUCUAAGUAUGCAGGACAAAAGCUUCCUAUGUCCUCAGAAGAGAUGGGUCCUGCCUCUGCGGGCAAGGUGGAUCCUGGGCCCUUGGAAACGCUGACUUCAGUGUCAUCUGGCAAAAUUGAGCCUGUGUCCUCUGGAACAGUGGCUCUGGGGUCAACAGGAAAGGUGGGCCCUAUAUUCUUGGAGAUGACAGACCCUGUAUCUAUGGGAAAUGCAGACACUGUGUCCUCCACGAAAGAAGACGCUCAGUUCUUGGGAAAGACAGAUCAUGGUUCCUCAGGAAAGGGAGAUCCUGUGUCUGUGAGAAUGACAAAAACUGGGUCUGCUGGACAGGUAGAACCUGUGUCUUCAGGCAAGGUUGGUCCAGUUUCUUUGGGAAAGGUGGAUCCUGUGUCCUCAGGAAAGCCAGAGCCCUUGUCUCCUGGGCAGGCUGAACCGAUGUCUGCGGGAAAGGCAAAAACUAUAUCCUCAGGAAAGGAGGACCCAGCGUCCUCCAGAAAGGUGGAUCCCAUUUCUGUGGGAAAUACAAAACCAUCAUCUUCUGGAAAAGUGAAUCCUGAAUCUUCAGGAAAGGUAGACCCUGUGUCCUCAGGUCCAGGGGAUCCCAAGCUCUUGGGGACAGCGGAACCCUCAUCCUCUUUAGAAGCUGAGGUUGUGACUGGGGGGAAAGCAGAUCCACUGUCCUCAGAAAAGGCAGGUCCUAUGGCCUCGGGGAAGUCAGACCCCUGGGCCUUGGGCAAGGUGGACCCUGUGAGCAGGGGAAAGGCAGAAACUGUGCCCCCUGGAGAAGUGGACUCCAUGUCUCUGGGAAAGGUGGCCCCCACGACUCUAGGAAAAACAGUCCUGGCACCCUCAGGAAAAGCAGAAGCUGUACCAGAGGGAAAGGUGGGUCCUCUGCCUCUAGAAAAGGGGAAUCCUGUAAACGCCACAAAGGUGGACCCCAAGACCACAGGGAAAGCAGAACCCAAGUCCCAGGGCAAAGCUGAAACAAAGCCCCCUGAGCAGGGAGGCCCUUCUUCAUCAGGAAAGGCAGAGGCUGCAUCUCUGCAGAACGAGAAGCCACCGGCCUUGGAGAAGGGGGAUCCCGGAUCCUCAGAAAAAGCAGACCCUGUUGCUUUUGGAAAGGUGGAACCUGUGGCCCCGGGGAAGGCCGACUCUGCACCUCUGGGAAAAGCCGAGCCCCCAUCCUCGGGGAAGGUGGCCCUCCUGACUCUGGAGCAGGUGGAGGCCUCUUCGUCCACGCAGUCAGAUGGCAAAGCCUGCGGCUCAGCCUCUUCUCCCUCGGGUGCGGGAAGUGGCGGGGACCGCGUUGAGCCAGCGACGGCGUCCAGCACGGAGGCCUUUGACCUCGUCCAGAAAGACCCGGAGGCUGCAGGGGCCCAGAGAAGCCCCGGCCUGGAGGCCGCUGCUCCCUUGCCUGGGCCACGGACUCGCGACAACUUCACUAAGGCACCGUCGUGGGAGGCGAGCGCUCCACCGCUGCCGCCACGCGAGGACGCGGGCACGCAGGCGGGCGCGCAGGCCUGUGUGUCGGUGGCCGUGAGCCCCAUGUCUCCGCAGGAUGGCGCGAGCGGCCAGGCCUUCAGCUUCCAGGCGGGGUCGGGCGCGCCCAGCCCCGCACCCAGGCCGCCCUCGCGCCGGGACGCGGGCCUGCAGGUGUCGCUGGGCGCGGCCGAGAUGCGCUCCGUGGCCACGGGGCCCAUGACCCCGCAGGCCGCCGCACCGCCCACCGCGCCCCCCGCCUUCCCCGAGGUGCGAGUGAGGCCCGGCUCCGCGCUGGCAGCCGCCGUGGCGCCCCCGGAGGCGGCCGAGCCUGUGCGCGACGUGAGCUGGGACGAAAAAGGCAUGACGUGGGAGGUGUACGGCGCCGCCAUGGAGGUGGAGGUGCUGGGCAUGGCCAUCCAGAAGCAUCUGGAGCGACAGAUCGAGGAGCACGGCCGCCAAGGGGCGCCCGCGCCGCCGCCCGCCGCCGGCUCAGGCCCCGGCCGUGCGGGCUCAGUGCGUGCCGCGCCCCCCGAGGGCGCCGCCAAGCGCCCACCCGGCCUCUUCCGCGCGCUGCUGCAGAGCGUGCGCCGGCCGCGGUGCUGCUCACGGGCAGGACCCACGGCCGAAUGAUCUGCCCCCCCAAACCCUUUUUGUACGCCCUGGUUUCCAACCUUCUCAGGCUCCCUUCUUGACCCCAGGCCCCUAGAAGGGAUCCCCUCGACGCGCGACAGCCCUCCGAGUGGUGGGCAGCCUCUAGGGCCCUCAUCCCCUUCUUUUCAGCCCCCUCCCAUACCACACAAAUGUACCCCUUCUACCCAGCUUCCUUGUGGUCAUGAGCCCAUGAGCCCAGCCCUGAAACCCUACUGUCCCCUCACAGCCUUCAGCUCCGCUCCCACUCGGUCACACUGUGACCUCGGGACCUGCUCACCACCCCUACCCUGAGAGCUGAGGCAGCCCCGGGAGAUGUCCAGAUUGGUGCGCUGACAUUGGCGGCCAGGUCCCCAGAAUGGGAGAGACUGUACGAAAACUCCAAGUGUGCAAGGAUUGGCGUGUGAGGCCCCCCGAGUGUGCAGGGCUCUGAAAGUGAGGCCCUGGGCGUGUGUGAGUGUGUGUCCUCGCCAUGGGCUGGCCCCCGUGGCCCGGGCAUCUCUUGCAUGCUGGUGGUCAUCCCCAAUUCCUGUCAGACCCUCACUGGCCCAUCCCCCAGCCCUGUGUCCACCCUCGUAGGUCACCCGGUCAUAAUUCCCAGGCAGCUGCAGGGGUGCCCUGGGGGCUCAGUUAAAAGGAGAGUCACAGCAAGGUCAGAGGGUCUCAAACAGGUCUGGGGAUCACAGGCAGAGGCUCACUGAAGGUCUUGGGCCACAGGCAGCCUGGUGACAGCUGGUCUUGGGUAUUGGGGGCAGAACGGAGAGCACGUUCUACCACAAUUGUCC